AUGUUCAACGAAACCGUAAGUCACUCUCUAGUCAAACGGCAAUUUAUGAAGUGGAAUAUCGGUGGUCACGAAACCAAUCCUUCGAUUACUGGCUCAAAUAAUCACGUAUUUCUACCACCAACUCCCGACAUAAAAGAACAAGAAACGUUGUUACGCAAAGCUGGCGAUCAAGUUGGCAAACUUUUGGAGGGUGGUGCCAGUGUAGCACUGGCUCCUGCCAAGUGGCUAAGCCAUAUGCAGGAUAAUUGGUAUGAAACUCUUGUUAUUUUUAUAAAACUGAUCCGUUUUGGAAAUCGAACCGUUAAGGUUGCGUUUUGUACACACAAAAUAAGAUUGAAAUCUGAGAUGAACUCACCAGUUUGUUGA
Messenger RNA from Adineta ricciae, 366 nucleotides. NCBI's taxonomy places the organism in Eukaryota, Metazoa, Rotifera, Eurotatoria, Adinetida, Adinetidae. The record is from the annotation of a GenBank genome assembly.